Argentina anserina (silverweed cinquefoil) is the source of this 2838-nucleotide messenger RNA. Its product is annotated as two-component response regulator-like APRR2. Gene Ontology annotation, biological process: phosphorelay signal transduction system; positive regulation of DNA-templated transcription. The record is from RefSeq and is a predicted model, not a curated record. The transcript has 13 exons. The coding region runs from base 460 to 2205 and encodes 581 amino acids. Lineage: Eukaryota; Viridiplantae; Streptophyta; Magnoliopsida; Rosales; Rosaceae. Gene Ontology annotation, molecular function: transcription cis-regulatory region binding; DNA-binding transcription factor activity. Gene Ontology annotation, cellular component: nucleus.
AUGUCUUUGUCCUUGUUAGCUCUCUUCUUUUGGCAGAGAUCUUACUUGGGUUUUGUCUAGUUGUUGUUCUGCUAAAUUAGCUCUAGCCAAUAAGAUCUUUCACUUCAGUAAAAUCUAUCUCUUUCUUGUUCCUGUACCAACUAAGAAGUUUGACCCUCUUGUUUUAUGUGCUCAACUUCAUCUGAGCUUAGGAAUAAGAUCCAACACUUUGCAACACUUUGGUAUCCCCAAACAGAACUUGUUCCCACCAGAUAGCUCCAGUGUUUCAUAGAACUUCGGGUUUGAUUCAAUCAUCAAAGACCAGUCUAUGUUAUAGUGUUUACUGACCUGUUAGGCUGUUACUACAAAAACUCAUUCAAUUUGGAACCAGGUGUUCUCAAAUAUAAUCAGUUGAAGGCUAAUGAGCUGUUAUCUGUUACAUUGUUCUAGGACGUCCUGAGAAACGAUGCCAAAUCAGCUAUGGUUUGCACUGCCAGUGAUUUAGAAGGGUGGAAAAAUUUCCCCAAGGGCCUGAGAGUUCUAGUUCUUGAUGAAGACACCAGUUAUUCGGCCGAGAUAAAAUCAAAGCUUGAGGCCAUGGAUUAUAUUGUUACUACAUUCUGCAAUGAAACCGAAGCAUUGUCAGCAUUUUCAAGCAACCCUGAAGGUUUCCAUGUUGCAAUUGUUGAGGUGAAUACAAGUAAAUGUGAUUGGGGUUUCCAAUUUCUCGACACUGCCAAGGACAUGCCAAUCAUUAUGACUUCAAACAUUCAUUGCCUGAACACCAUGAUGAAGUGUAUAUCGCUUGGUGCAGUUGAGUUUCUUCGGAAACCUCUCUGUGAUGAGAAACUUCAGAAUAUUUGGCAGCAUGUUGUUCAUAAGGCAUUCAAUGCAGGAGAGAAAGCAGUCUCUGAAUCAGUCAAGCUUGUUAGAGAGUCUUUACUACCCAUGUUGCAGCCCAAAUUGGAAACUGAACCACCAAAAUGCAAAAUCUCAGUGGUAACAGAAAACGCUCCCAGGGUUGUUGAACAUGACAAUGAACAAUCCACCGGAAGUGACAAGUACCCAGCUCCUUCAACACCACAGAUAAAACAAGGAUCUCGUUUACUGGAUGAUGGGGAUUGCCAAGAUCAAACUAACUGCUUUUCAGAGAAAGAGUGCGGGGAGCAUGAUGGUGAAUCUAAAUCUGUCGAAACUACAUGUGGCAAUGCUGAUGAUACUCAUCAAAUAAGUGAACCUCAGAUGCCUGAGAAGAUAGUGAUCAAACAGGAAAAGGACUCUCCUGAUGUUUCUAAGAGUGAAAAAAAUUUGUCUCAGCCUCAUAUUAGAGACUGUACCAAUGAUACUGGUCUUGCGACUGAAAAACUGAGUAAAAUAGCGGGUCUCAAUCAUUCAUACAAACCUAAUAGGAAAAAGAUGAAGGUAGACUGGACGCCGGAACUGCACAAAAAAUUUGUCCACGCAGUGGAGCAAUUGGGUGUAGAUCAAGCCAUUCCUUCUCGAAUACUUGAGCUUAUGAAAGCUGAAGGUUUGACAAGGCAUAAUGUAGCAAGCCAUCUCCAGCAGAAGUAUCGUAUGCACAAGAGACACAUAUUGCCGAAGGAUGAAGACCGCAGAAUGUUACAUCCUAGAGAUCCAACCCAAAUGUGUUAUUAUCCUCAUAAGCCUAUCAUGGCUUUUCCCCCAUAUCAUUAUAACAAUGGUGUAUCAAUGCCACCGGUCUAUCCUAUGUGGGGCCAACCUGCCAGCCACCCGUCCAAUAUCCAGAUGUGGGGUCCACCUAGCAAUCCUCCAUGGCAAUCGUCGGAUAGUUGGCAUUGGAAGCCUCCUUAUCCGGGGUUACAUGCUGAUGCUUGGGGUUGCCCUGUGAUGCCUCAACCUCUGCAAGGUGGUUAUUCCUCUUAUCCUCAAACUGCAUCAGGGGUUCAUAAUGCACAUAUAGUAGACAAUGGCUGCACAAUGGUACAUAACUCGGAACUUCAUCCGAUUGCAUCAGGGUUAAACAGCACACAUGUAGCAGGUAACGGCCAUAGCAUGGCACGUGAUUCUUCUGAACCUCAUCUGGCAGAUGAAAUCAUUGACAGGGUUGUAAAGGAGGCAAUGAGCCAGCCAUGGCUACCCCUCCCUUUAGGCCUUAAGCUUCCUUCCACUGAAGGUGUACUAGCUGAACUCUCAAGGCAAGGCAUCUCCAACAUCCCUCCGAUCAACGGUUCUAACUUCCGUUGACGCGUUCCCUUAUGGUACCGGCUCGCAAGCUAGGAGGUCCACAGUGAAUUAGCAUGAUGAGGACGCGUCAAUGGCGACAUUAUGUUACAAGGAAUACGAUGUCUUUUAGGCUUUUAGAUUUAACAUGUGUUUCACUUGAUUUGUGAGGGCCAAACUACCUAUUGUGGCCUCGGAGCUACCUGAGUUAUCUCUGUCAUCAUUUUAACACAAGAGAGCAUGAGUCAAGUUCAGAUGUUGACACACUCAAAAUAACUGAGUUGGAUCCUUUCCAUCUUUAGCAAUGGUUAGCUGGAGCAACUUUUUUCGGUGGACAUUAGACGGCUGUGGCCAGGCCACGUUGAUGAAAUGCUGCCCAUGUAAAAUUCAAUUCCGAGUGUAAAUAGUUCCAAACACAAAUGAGGGUCCUCCCUUGUUAUCUUAUAUGAUCUGUUCUGUAAGGUGAUGUCCUUUUUAGUGUUGUUGAGUAGGUCAUGCAGUGGUUGCUGUCUAAUAAUGGAAGGGAUAGCAGUGUUGCUCUGCCCCACGAGGCACUUGUGAAUUAUUUCAACGAAAAUGAAGCUUUACAAGUGGAUGCUGACUUGGGGCUUAUCUUGUUCUUGUUUAGUUGUUUGUAUCAAGAAAAAUGGACCAGCG